Molecule: messenger RNA, 1302 nt
Organism: Fundulus heteroclitus (mummichog)
Lineage: Eukaryota; Metazoa; Chordata; Actinopteri; Cyprinodontiformes; Fundulidae
Product: POU class 2 homeobox associating factor 1
Exons: 5
Coding region: 111-1007 (298 amino acids)
Biological process (GO): positive regulation of transcription by RNA polymerase II
Cellular component (GO): RNA polymerase II transcription regulator complex
Molecular function (GO): POU domain binding; DNA binding; transcription coactivator activity
Source: RefSeq, a predicted model, not a curated record
GUCCCUGGGGGACUGUUAGCUAGCUCCAGGCUGUUAUAAAGCACGUCAGUCAUCCCGCCACUUUGAUUUUCUUCAGUUUAACUGUUUGAUAUUUUGGCCAGAUAAACAGUAUGCACUGGGAGAAAUCUCAACCCUCCUCUGUGGGAAGGUCUCGGCCAUAUCAAGGAGUCAGAGUCCGGGACCCAGUUAAGGAGCUGCUCAGGAGGAAGAGGAGCCUGGAGCAUCACAGUGGCAAGACAACACAUACCACAGCUGAUGCGGUGGUUCAGAACAAUCAGUCAUCUUUUACACAAGAUGUUGCCAAUGCAUCGUCGUCUGAGCAGUCGGCUGGAACCACAGACGAAGGGCUGCAGUGUGCAGGGUGGAAAGCUGCUCCCUCUGUCACCAACACCGGGCUGCAGCCUGCUGUGAUGCCGUGGUCUUCAUCCGACUACAACCAGCAUGACUCUGCAGCUCAGACCCUGGCCUACCCUACUGCCACCACCCUUACUGCUGAUGUGUACAUGCAGACCUUGUGUCCCAGCUACACCAUGCUGACCUACACACACACACCACUGCUCACCAACUUUGGGACCAUACCCGUGGCUCCAGGUCCAGCCUCUCUUGCUCAGAUGGAGCUCCCAGACUCAGGGCUGGCCUAUCCCUUAUGGGCACAGCCUCUUACCACCAUAUCGGCCAUGCCGAAUCCCGGUGUCCAGUUUCCUCCAGGUUCUGCAGCUCUGCCUGGAUCCCCUUUGGUUCACAUGCCUUUACCCAUGUCUUUGACCACUAUGAUGUCUCAGCAAGAGACCCAGGAGAUGGAUCCUCACCCUCAGAUUCUGGACAUCCCACAGCACUCAGAGCAUGAGCUGGACCCAGAAGCUCAAGAUCAGUCUCUAAACGAGGAUCCUGAAGAAGAGCCAGAAUCUGCUAACCUGCUGGAUAAACUUCUGGAGGAUCAGAAGGGGCAUGAUGAAGAAGAAAACAAAGAUUCGUACUCCAGUUCCCUGUUCUUACCAAAUGUCUGAAAAAAUGACUGUUGAUUCUGAUGAAAAGCAUUUCUUUUCUUUUUUUUUUUUUGCUCAGUGGUCAUAUGCUUACAGACAUUUUUAGCAUACUUGUAAUUCUUGCUUAAGUAAAAAAAAAUGCACAUGUUAAAAACUGUUUGUAGCUCAUUUCUGUAGUUGCAGCUGUAAAAACCUCCUGAAACUAGGCCGUCUCAUCUCAAACACCGGGAUAUCCCACAGUUGUAUAGUUGUUAGUUUUCAAACUACUGCUUUGUGUAUAAUUGAAAGAAACUGAUGCAGAAUUUUCAACAUUUUU